CAGCGUGGCUUGGCCCAGGCUGAGACGCCCAACCUCUGUAGCUACGGCACAUCGCCUCCGGGGGUCCUGGAAAUUGAGCUUUGCGAGGACAGGGAAUUGAUUGUGAAAGUUGGACCCAACUGUGUAUAGGUCUGCGCGUUAUCACCUAAGGAGCUUGUGGAACGGAUAGAGCGACAAAAAGCAAUGGUUACUAGACAGAAGAACUCCACGGCCCUAGCUGGAGGGGCUAGCUUUGUUGUAGCCCGGAAACUGCCAUCAGGCGAUGUGGUAAUGAUAGCAAAUAGUGCGGCAGGGGCUAAGACCCUCCGCAGGCACACCGAGUGGCUAAGGGCGUUCGGGCCAGGCUCGAUCGUCCAGGAACCGUUAUGGGGGGUUGUGGCGUAUAAUGUUCCGGUGAAAUCGAUGAAGCUUACCCCGGAGACGAUGACCAACGUCGCAGCUGAACUGCUCGCGCAGAAUAACUGGGGAGAAGCUGCCAGGAUUCAGUAUGUCGGCUGGCUGAAGCGGCCGGGGGCACGAGCAGAGGGCUCGGUCCUAAUCGAGUUCACUAGCCCAAUAGUGGCUAACCACGCGAUCGUCACUGGUGUCGUCUAUGGUAAGCAAAUCCAUCAUGCUGUGCGUUUCUGCUGGGAAGGGCGGACAAAGCUAUGCAGGAAAUGCUAAAAGCCGGGGCAUAUCCAGUCACACUGUUCCAAUGACUUCAAAUGUGGCCACUGCGCCGAUGGGCACCCGACCUGGGAGUGCCCAUCGAC
This is a messenger RNA of Paecilomyces variotii, 752 nucleotides long. RefSeq lists its product as hypothetical. NCBI's taxonomy places the organism in Eukaryota, Fungi, Ascomycota, Eurotiomycetes, Eurotiales, Thermoascaceae. Bases 184 to 663 code for a protein of 159 amino acids. The record is from RefSeq and is a predicted model, not a curated record. The transcript has a single exon.